UGCGGCCAUACAGAGAAGCGGGAUGUAUUAUUUUAUUUUUAUUAUUUAGCAGGGGAGACCACUGGGCAGCAGUUUUCUUUCGCCCUGAGACAUUAAUACAGACAUUUUACGCCCCCCCCCACUUUCUCCAAAUAAAGUGGUUUUGACUAACGCUCCAUUUAUCUCCCAAAAUAGUGGUAAUAAACCCAAAUGACCUUCUUUUACCUGCAAUUACGCCGCCUCGUCCUCACUUGCCGCACAGUAGGAUCCAUCUUCAGCUGUUCUCUGCUUGUUAUUAAUGUCACAUUGGCUUUAAAGUAAAACAUACACGCCUACACGCGUGUGCAAAUAGACACGGCAGCACAUCUGUGAUCCAUAUGGCACGGUGGGCUUCCCCAGACAGACGUCAUAUUUACACAAGCGGUUUAACAUUGCUUCGACUUUUUAUCGUCUUGUUUUUCUUUGAGCGUGUUUGUUGAACAGAUUAGAAGCGGUCAGAUUCCUGGGAUGCGGACGUCGUUCAUCAACGACAAAAAGGACACCGGAGCAAUUCCGGGUCGACAGAAUUUGCCAAAAAUGGACUUUAACGCCGUGAAGGAUCGAUGAGCUUCUCCCGCCAAAUGCCUGCUUCAUCUCAGCAUGUUGUGGUACAAGCAUGGCAGAACUACUCAGUCGGACCAGCACCUUUUCAACCUGUGGAGCUUCUCUAAAGUCCAAGCGGUGGUCUUCCUGCUUGGUCUGACUCUGACCUUCCUCAUCAUGGCUUCCUACGUCCUGACGUGGGACAAGAAAGGACUUCUUCUCACGCCCUCGCCCUAUCAUUUAAAAGUCGCCGACGUGCCGAGCAACACCACAGCGGCGGUGGCGGUAUCUUCGGCCGUGGGCCUCUCCUUGAAAAGGAAUUCCAUAGACAUGGAGCGGUUGACCAGGUUGAUCCGGUCCAAACUAGAAUACCCAGCUCGGAGGGUUCCUAAUGAGAAGGACGUCAUCGGGACGGACUCCCAUUUGUUCUCCACAAUUCCCCGUCACUUCCUGCCAGGCGUCAAAAGCCCGUGUUGGUACGAGGACGUUCCCGCGGAAAAGAGUCGAGAUCCGUACGACGGAAACCUGUUCGCCGUGCGCUCCAAGAACUUCAAGAUGGUGUGCGACCGCCUGGCGUCCGCUUUCCGGCGGAGCGACAAUGGCGGCGGGCUGUCGCGCCUGCGCUGUCUGCCGUACUUCUACAUCAUCGGGCAGCCCAAGUGCGGCACCACCGACUUGUUCCACAGGCUGCUGCUGCAUCCUGACGUCAAGUUCAACAUCAUGAAGGAGCCGCACUGGUGGACGAGGAAACGAUUUGGUUACAUCCGCUUCAAAGAUGGCUUCCAGGAAAGUUUCCCAGUGGAAGAUUACCUGGACCUGUUUGAUUUGGCUGCGUACAACAUCCAAGGAUCAAGCGCCGGGAAUUCCCCCAGAGACCGACACCGCCUCGCGCAGCUCAUAACAGGUGAAGCCAGCGCAUCCACUAUGUGGGACAACAAAGCGUGGAGCUAUCUCCAUGGCGACAGGGAGGAGGCGGAGCCACCCUUCCUGGCUCAGGACUUUAUCCACACGGUGCAGCCCGAUGCCAAAAUCAUCAUCAUGCUACGAAACCCCACCGAGAGGUUAUACUCAGACUACUUGUACUUCAAGACGGCCAACAAGUCAGCGGAGGACUUCCAUCAGAAGGUGGUUGAGUCUGUGCAGCUCUUCCAGUCCUGCCUGUCGGAGAGUUCGCUUCGAUCCUGCGUCUACAGCACCGGCCUCUCCAACUCCAUGCCGGUCAGACUGAAUCUGGGCAUAUAUAUCGUCUUCCUGCUGGACUGGCUGACGGUGUUCCACAGAGAGCAGAUUCUGGUUCUGCGGCUGGAGGACUACGCGGCAAACCUUCUAGGGACCUUAGAGAAAGUGUUCAACUUUCUGAAUGUAGGUCCUUUGUCCCAGCAAGCGGAGACGGCACUGACCAAGCGGCCGCUGUCCAAUACCCGACGCGCGGCCGACAGGAGCCUGGGCCCCAUGCUGCCGUCCACUCGGAACCUUCUGUGGGAAUUCCACCAAGCGUUCAACACAAAGCUGGCCACCGUGCUGGACAACCAGGCCUUCCUGUGGAGUAACACAUGACCUCCUACUUUUGAAAAAGACACUUGGGUGAUGUGUGUUUGAUUUAAAUGUCUUAUUUAUUUCUUUUGUCCUAAAAAAAUUUUUUAUAAACAUGACU
Molecule: messenger RNA, 2215 nt
Organism: Syngnathus acus (greater pipefish)
Lineage: Eukaryota; Metazoa; Chordata; Actinopteri; Syngnathiformes; Syngnathidae
Product: carbohydrate sulfotransferase 15-like
Exons: 8
Coding region: 619-2118 (499 amino acids)
Biological process (GO): hexose biosynthetic process
Molecular function (GO): N-acetylgalactosamine 4-sulfate 6-O-sulfotransferase activity
Source: RefSeq, a predicted model, not a curated record